AUGGUAGACCUUGAGAAUGGGAGGAAGGCCACUUCUGAGGUAGGGAAGGAAGGGGGUCAGACGAAGACGACGGCGACUAAUGGUGGAGGGAGGGGUCCGACUUGGGCGGAGGUGAUCAAAGGUACGCCGAAACGCCAGGCAUGGACUACUCAUAAGAUUUCUGACCAGGAGCUGGGAUCAAUCCAGACUCGGUUCCCAGAUGUCCUGGAGGUGGAGGAGGAAAUGCUGGAGGAAUCUCGGGGUUUCUGGAAGGAUUUGGCGGUCCUGGUAAGGAGCUUAGGGAGGCAGGUUCCAGCGGACUGGGUGGUGAAGGAGGUGCGCCGUGCUCUGAAGCUCGACUACAAUCCGGAGUGCUUUACGAUGAUGGAUGGGUACAUGACUCUCUGCUUGGCCUGUGAGGUCCAUCGGGAGGCGGCGGUGAAGUUUGGGCCAUGGAUGGUGGCUGGACAGGUUCAUGCUAUGGAACGAUGGCGCCCAAAUUUCGUUCCCGGCAGGGAUGACAUCGGUAGAGGUGUUGUUUGGCUGAGGCUGCCCCGGCUCCCUCUGGAGUUUUGGAGGACGCCGAUUAUUCUACAACUGGCAGCGAAGGCCGGGAAGCCGCUGGAGGUGGAUUCAUUCACGGAUCAGAGGAAGAAGAUGGGCUUUGCUAGAGUGAAGAUCGAAUUGGAUCUCAAGGAGCCGUUGCGCCCUGGAUUAUUUGUGAAAGGGAGAAAGGAUUGA
Phoenix dactylifera (date palm) is the source of this 720-nucleotide messenger RNA. The record is from RefSeq and is a predicted model, not a curated record. NCBI's taxonomy places the organism in Eukaryota, Viridiplantae, Streptophyta, Magnoliopsida, Arecales, Arecaceae.